Molecule: messenger RNA, 9537 nt
Organism: Closterium sp. Naga37s-1
Lineage: Eukaryota; Viridiplantae; Streptophyta; Zygnematophyceae; Desmidiales; Closteriaceae
Source: the annotation of a GenBank genome assembly
AUGACGGUGCCUCACCACGCGGUUCGGUGCCCACGAUUCGGCGUCGCCACUGUCAUCCACGACACGGUGAAGUUCGCGCUUCGAGACUUCGCUGUCGAGGCGGGCUUCGCGGUGAAGGUGGAGGACUCUACGCUGUUCACACACCUGGAGGCAGCUCGAGCGAGACUGCUGGGACAGCCGGUGGUGGGAGAGGGGACACGGGCUGGGGGGCCACUGGAGCAGGGGGCUGAGGCGGGACUGCCGGGCGGCGGGGCACAGUGGGGACAGCAUCAGCUGCGGGGUCGGGUGGCGCGAGGGGCAGGUGGGCAGAGGGGACGGCAGGGGGUGCAGACCAGCCAAGGCGGAGAGGGGGGACAGCAGAGGCAGCAGCAGGAGAGCCAGCACAGGUCGCAGGCUCAGGGCGCCGCGCCUCAGGGUGUGGGCUCGGGGGUGGGGCAGGGACGAGAGCAGCAGAGAGCGGACGGGGGUACAGGGGGGGCGGGGAGAUUGGGAGGUGAGGUUCAGGGAGUGAGAGAGGCAGCAGGGGAUCGAGCAGGGAGGUUGGGAGGUUUGGGGGAGGGUAGAGAGGGGGAGGGGAGAGGACAGGUGGGUGGAGGAGAGGAUAGGGGGAGAGAGACGACAGGAGAGGAGGCACCGAGGGACCAGACAGGGCAGCAGCCAGCGCAGCAGCAGGGACCAGCCGGACGCACAGGCCGUACAGGCACAUCCUCCCGCAUCCCAGACCUCACCUGCCGCGACGUUGGGCAGACUUUGAUGGUUCUUGUGGAUGUCUCCAUAGCGGAUCCACAGCGGGAGGGGAACGUGCAGCUGGGACGGGCGACCCCCACACAGAUUGGAGUGGCAGCAGCUAGGCGGGUGCAGGAGAAGCUGCGUCACUGGGGGCCGCACUUAGAGGGGUUGCAGCCGACACCACACUUUUACGCGUGCGUGGCUGAGACCUUUGGCCUACUGAGCGAGCCGUUGCGUCAGUUCCUGGGGCUCUGCGCGAAGAGGAUAGCACAGCGGAGGAGGGAUUGGGGAGGAGGGGAUGACGGAUCAGCACGGAUAUUUGAGACAGGACUCACUACACGUCUCUCCGUGGCACUGCAGCGCGCGCAGGCUCGAUGCAUCUUACAGCAUGCGGUGCGGCAGUUGGGGGGAUCCGACGACGGAUGGAUGCCCGCACCCGUCCCACUGGGUGCGGGGCAGGGUACCUGGAACCAUAUCACAGGUCACACCCCCUGCCCCCUCAUGCCAUCUGCUCCCCCUGCCCCUAACCUCCGCAUGCCCGCCCCCUCGCCGCCUCCUUUGACCCUCCCUGCCCCCCUCGCCGUUCCCCACCGCCCGCCAUUCGUUCCUCCCCGCCCGUGCCCUCCCCUCGUUUACCUUCUCCUCCCCCCUCCCCUCCUCCGCUGCACGCGUCUUCCUUCCCCUCGCCAACCUACUCCACUCCCUGCCCCUCCUCAAUCCGCACCCUGCCCCUCGUUUCUCGGCCCCCUGCGCUUGGUUUCUCCCCUCCCUGCCCCCCGCUGCCUUUCUUCGCUCCCCUCCUCCCCCCUCUCCCCGCUCCCCCACUCUCCCCCCCCUUGUCCUUGGCUUCCCACCUCCCUGCCCCAUGUUUCCCCCCUCUGUGUGCUCAGCCUCUCCCCUCCCUGCCUCUCCCUCCUCCCCGCCCUGCCCCUCAUUUUCCGCUCCCCCACGCCCGGUUUCUCCCCUCCCUGCACCUCCCUUUCUUUCUCCGUGCCUCUCCCUUGUUCCCUCCCUGCCCCUGGCCGCCCAUGCCCCUGUCCUUGGUUUCUCCCCUCCCUGCCCCACGUUUCUUCCUUCCCUGACCUCACCUUGUACCCUCUCUGCCCCUCCUUUGUUUUCCCCGCACCCAUCGCUUCUCCCCUCCCUGCCCUUGAUUUCCCGCACCCCUGCCCUUGUUUCCUACCAUCCACGCCCCCCGUUUCCGCCCUUUGUACGUUCAGCCUCUUCCCUCCCUGCCCCUCCCUUCCUCCCCCCUUGCCCUCCCCUGCCCGUUGCUGCCCCUCCCCUUGCCCCCUCAACUCCCCUGCCCCCCCGUACACCCCACUCCCAUCGAACCGCCCCCGCCCUCCCCCGGCUGCCCGGUUUCGCUCUCCACCCCCCCCCCCGACCGUGCAUCGUAUUCCCCACUCCCUACCGUCCCUCCCCCCACCACGCUACUCACCCCCUCCAGGAACUCAGCCCACAGACGCCAGGCCCGGCUCCCCCUCCCCCCUCCCCAUCUCAGGAACGCACAGAUACCUCAACUCCCCCCCCCUCAUACCUCCCUGCCCCGACCAUGCAGCUGCCAUAGCCAUGCCACGCCGGCCCCCCAAUGUGGGAGAGGCCGGCCCUGGUUCAGCCCGACGCUCCAGCAGGACCCAGGGCCGCCCUUCCCCCUAUCCCCCCCCUGCGCCCCCUUCCUAUGUUAAGGGAAAACAGGUCACCCGCGACCAGUCACCCACAGGCGGCACACACACUGACCCCAGAGGUAAAAAACGAGCCAUAGAAGAGACAGGGGCCCAACCACCACCGCACCAGCAGGAACAGGACCGCGAGGGUGCACACCCACGCUCCAAGACUCGGCACAUCCCAUCUGUCCCCCCACAGCCCCCCCCUCCAGGUGGCGAUGACGGUGCAGCCCAGCAGUCCAAGGAUUCACCCUCCACCACACCCACCCGCACCCAUACCGAAAAAACUAAAUCACACAAACAAACAGAAGUACCGGACCCAAACCUUGGGAACACAACAGGCCCCACCCCCACUGGGGGGCUGAAAGGUAGAGCAAAGCAGGCCCGACCCGUGCCCGAGAGAGGAGGGGAGGGGAAAGGGAAAGCCAGGGCUCUGUACCUGGACGUGCAUGAGCGUAGCGCCGAGCGUAAGGCCGAGGCGAGCGGGACUGCUGCGGGAAAAAGGGCUGGGGCUGCGGGAGGUACUGCAAGGGAUGCCGUGGGGGCAGCACGGGAUGCUAGGGGGACACCAAGGGAUACGGCGGGGACAGCAAUGGACACGGUGGGGACAGUAGAGGCUCCUGAAAAGGGCACGUCAGGGGGCGUGACUCUGGCCAGGCAAAGGGCAGAGGCCAUGGAGACAGGUUUUGCAGGAGAAGGGGCUGCAGGACCCGCUGCUGUUUCGGCUGGAGGAACCGCAGCAGGGGAAGCUAUAGGGACCGCAGCAGGUGAGGCCGCACAGACCGCAGCAGGUGAGGCUGCACAGACCGCAGCAGGUGAGGCUGCACAGACCGCAGCAGGUGAGGCUGUAGGGACCACAGCGGGUGAGGCUACAGGAGAGACCAUGGCAGGUGAGGCCGCAGGGACCGCAGCAGGUGAGGCGGCAGGGACCACAGCGGGUGAGGCUGCAGGAGGGACCAUGGCAGGUGAGGCCGCAGGGACCGCAGCAGGUGAGGCCGCAGGGGCCGCAGCAGGUGAGGCUGAGCAGAUUCUAGCAGGUGAGGCUGCACAGACUACAGCAGGUGAGGCCGCAGGGACUGCAGCAGGCAAGGCUGCAGAGACUGCAGCAGGUGAGGCUGCAGGGACCACAGCGGGUGAGGCUGCAGGAGGGACCAUGGCAGGUGAGGCCGCAGGGACCGCAGCAGGUGAGGCUGCAGGGACCGCAGCAGGUGAGGCUGCAGGGGCCGCAGCAGGUGAGGCUGCACAGACUACAGCAGGUGAGGCCACAGGGACUGCAGCAGGUGAGGCCGCAGGGACUGCAGCAGGUGAGGCUGCAGGGACUGCAGCAGGUGAGGCUGCAGGGACUGCAGCAAGUGAGGCGGCAGGGACCGCGGCAGGUGAGGCUGAGCAGAUUCCGGUAGGCGAGGCUUCACAGACUGCAGCAGGUGAGGCGGCAGGGACUGUAGCAGGAGCGACAGGGGCCACGGUGGGGGCUGGUACAGGGGGAGGUGCUACGGGGGCUGCAGCGGGGAAGGGUGUAACGGGGACUGGUGCGAGGGAGAGUGCCGCCCCGGCUGUAGCAGGAGAGGGUGCGGCAAGGGCCGGAGUGGGAGAGGGGACAGCAGAGGCCUCAAAGGCAGAAGGUGAGGCUGCAGCUGAAGCAGCAGGGAGGGCCAUAGCACGGCCAGUAGGGGCGGCAGGGGCCGCAGCAAGCGCGGUGGAGCACACAGCAGGGCCGGCAGAGACUGCAGAAGGGGCUAGCAGUAAAGAGACAGCAGGUGGGGUGGGCUCGGGGGACAUAGGGGCAACAGGGGGAGGAGAGGCGAGCGAGGUCCCAACCGGGGGGGCCACUGAAGGGGGGGAUGUGAUAGUGAUAGAGGAGGAUGAGGUAGAGGACGGGAUGCACAUCGACGGGCCACUGGCCCACUACCUCACGCUUGACGGCGAGGCUGACUCGGCCCCCCUGCAGCCUCAUGUCGAGGUUCCCCCUCUCCCCCCCAUGCCCGACCCCAUGCUAGCAGAUGGACCGGUGGAGGGGCUGGAGGAGACUUUGAGGACAGAACCUCGCGAGGGAGACCCCAUCCUUACCCCCCGUCCUCCAGCCCACCCCCCCCCAGGAGCACCACUUCCCCACCCCCACCCUCAGGUCCCUGUAGCAUCCUGGGGGGCAGCCAAGGCCCUGGCCUUCUUGGCGGAGCCGUGCUCCCCGACCCCCACGCUGUUCCAUGACCAGCCCCCCUCUCUGUCCCCAACGCCUGACACCACGCUUACAGACGGUACGCCAGGAGAGCACGCGGGCACGGCGAGGGCAGAGCCUCCUACACCCAGCCCCAUCCUUGCCCCUCACCCCUCCUCGCCCCUUUCCUCUCCCCUAAGAGCAGCACACUCCCGCCCCCACCCUCAGGGGCUCCCUCUAGCAUCACGGGGAGCAGCCAGGGCCCUGGCCUUCUUGGCGGAGCCGUGCUCCCCGACCCCUAACACCAUCCAGUCACCCCCCACCAGCCCACUACCCCCACCCCCUCCAGAUCCUCCCCCACCCGGGGCUAUGCACAUUUCAGAGGUUCAAACCUCAACCCUGCCACACCCGCCUCCAUCCGCGCAUUGCCCCACACCCUACACACACCCAAAUCACCCAACUCGCCGCACAACCCCAACCCUCCCACCCUCCUCACACCAACCCCCCCAAGCAUCCAAGUCCCAACCACAAGGACCCCUGCCCCUAGCUCAGGGAGGCGACGACACCAUGGGCGCGGGGCCCACAGGAGGGGUUGCCAGUGGGAGGGGCUCUGGUGCCAACGUACAGCAUGGGGGCACAACCUCUGAACCUCAUUCCCCCCUCAAUCCCCCCCCUUCCACCACGCAGCCACCACAGACCUCACUCCCUCCACCACAAGCACCACGCCCUAACCGCUACAUUGCUCCAGCCCUUCGCCCCCCACCCACAACCCCCGCCUACAGCCUGCCUCACCACGAGUGGCCCCGUUGGGCAGACAUCGCCCCCCACAUACAGCCCACCACGGAGGGUGAUGUCAUGGGGAGAAGAGGGAUGCACACUGAGCUUCCUCUACCUAGCCAACCACCCAUCCUCCCCUCACCCAUCCCCUUAGCCUCUCAGCCCGCCCUUCCCUCACAACCAGACAGGGACAACCAAAACCAGGUUGGCCGUCGACGGAAGAAGAAAGGCAAAGGCGGCAAGGGGCCAGCUCACCUACUCCCCCCUCCCUCCCUUCCCCUCCAGCCGCCCCUCCUCACCCCACAUCCCACUGAACCUGCACCAGGCCCUACCCCUACAUACCAACCACCAAACUCACACCCCCCUCCCGUACGUGCCCCUCCACAGGGCCAUGGGAGCGAUCCAGCCCACUCACCGCCGGGCCGCCUCUCCCUUCCUCUAAACACCCCCCAGGUGGCGGCAGCCGUGUGCGCUGCCGGGAUGGAGGCCGACGGGAUGAGGGAUGCGCCCAUGGCAGACGCCACCGACUCCCCUUCCCAUGCCUCCCACCCCAUCCAUGUCGACAGCCCCCUACCACAACCCAUGGUCAUUGGGGAGGGCCAAGGGGGCUUUCUAGGGCAGGGUCCACACCCGGGCUCUGCUCAGCCAGCACGCCCCACCCCACCCUCUACCCUGCCAGCCCUCCUACCCUCACCAGCAGGCAGGCGGGUCACCGGGACCCCAGAGGAGGUGAGGGCUGCCAUCUCAGAUCUGCUGGCGAUACAGAGCCCGAGCAGCCCCCCGGCUGCCCCCACCCUACCAGUCCCACAGGUCCGGACCCGGACGUAUGCGGAGGCCACCCGUUCUGUCCCUUCUUUCACCCCCCCCACUACUCAGCCAGGCGCGUCACUCCCGUCCCCGAUGGAGACGGACCUGGUUCCGAGGCCGUGUCAUUCGCACCUAGACGUGGCGGCGCCUCCCCCCGUUCAGCCCGUUGCCGACACACUACCCGCGACGCAGGAGGGCACCAACAUUAGGGAUGAGGCAUCGGCCCCUGCCGAGACCCCUCCGCCUGGGGUAGCAGAGCCGCCACUUGGACCGCACCCCGCCGAGGGACAGGGGCACACCACGGCACACACUUCUGGCUCACCUCCACGUCCCCCCCCCCUAGCUUCGGGACCGGUACCGCCACGAGGCCCAGCCCCAUCCUGUGUGGCACCACCUUUAUCUUGUCCGACACCCCCCCUGCACGGGGCCGGCGAGUCCUCUCCUCCCCUUAUCCCAGGUGAUCCUCUUGGAGUUCAGGCCGCCCAUGGGGUCCCCUCUACAGCCAGUUCCGACGCCACGGCCCCGAUCGACCCCACCGACACGGCGACGUCACCCGACCAGGUCGUGAGAUGCCCCACCUGCAGGAGCUCUCUCGCGAACCGACGCGCGCUUCAGCACCACACGCCCUUCUGCCAUCCUGCGGACGCAGCUCGUAGGGCACAGGCCCUCCACGACACCUCAUCUGUCCUCCCAUCCCUCUCGGAGCCACAGGGGACGAGGACGCAUUUCACAGAUGCACAGUGGCAGACGUUGGACUCCUUCGACUGGUCGGAGUAUUUCUCGCCAGAGUGCACCCACGCCCGCCCUCUCCGACGCAUUCCAACUAGGGUUCGCGGAGGAUAUCUUGACGUCCUCUGCACGAUCUUAGCCCGUGUAUCCCAGUAUCCCGAGGCUCCGGGCCCUACCUUCCUCCUCGCCGCUGCACCCACACUUCUCCUCACGCAGGCGACCCCGCCAGACCGCUCGCACACGACUGCCAUCGCAGCACGGGUCUCCCGCUUCAUGCGAGGUGAGUGGACAGAGCUACUCUCUGAGGCCCUGAUCCGUCGCACCCCCCUUCCUCGACGCACAUCCCGGCGCGCACGUCCGGUCGCCACCCAGUCCACCGCAGAUGAGCGUCGCAUUGCACGUUGCCUCCGUCUGGCGGCGUGCAAUGAGACCUCACGGGCCUGCGCGGCUCUUGAGUCCGCGGAGGCCGCCCCAGAUACACAGGGGACGACGCAGCACCUGAAGUCGAAGCACCCCAACGCGGAGAGGCCGACCCCAGCUUGGCUGUCGGACUACCAGGGGACUGCUCUCGUCGCACGCCGGGGAUUCACUGUGACGGGCGUGCCGGUGGGUACCGUUUCGUUUGUGGAGCGCAGCGUCCCGGAUCGUCUCGAGAAGAUGGGGCGGGUGCUACCUUGGCUUCCGAGGUUGCGCCAGCCCCAGACAGCUGCUCGCCUUCUUUCGGCAUGUGUCAGCACUCGCCCCCAGUACCUGUCGAGGACUGUCCCUCCCUCACCCGCAGUGCUCUCCAGCUUCGCACGCUGGGACGCACACCUGGGAGAGACUUUUCAGCAGCUUUUAGCGUCAGGGACAUGGGCAUGCUGCGAGGACGUCAAAGAUGCCGCCAGCGACCAGAUCUUCCUCCCCAUCCGCCUUGGGGGUUUCGGCAUUCGUCGCAUGGAGCGCAUUGCCCCGAGCUUUGCUUCCGGUGAGACGGAGCAGAUCGACCCAUCCCUACGGACGACGCUGGAGGGCCUUCCACCUGACAUCCUCUCUCUCCUCCCACCCUGGCCCUCUUGUGCCUCUGCCUCCCCCGAUUCCCUUUUUGCAGGAGCGAGCCGCCUUCUGGAGGCGCAUGCCUUGGAGGCCGGGGCUGAGGCGGGACUGCCGGGCGGCGGGGCACAGUGGGGACAGCAUCAGCUGCGGGGUCGGGUGGCGCGAGGGGCAGGUGGGCAGAGGGGACGGCAGGGGGUGCAGACCAGCCAGGGCGGAGAGGGGGGACAGCAGAGGCAGCAGCAGGAGAGCCAGCACAGGUCGCAGGCUCAGGGCGCCGCGCCUCAGGGUGUGGGCUCGGGGGUGGGGCAGGGACGAGAGCAGCAGAGAGCGGACGGGGGUACAGGGGGGGCGGGGAGAUUGGGAGGUGAGGUUCAGGGAGUGAGAGAGGCAGCAGGGGAUCGAGCAGGGAGGUUGGGAGGUUUGGGGGAGGGUAGAGAGGGGGAGGGGAGAGGACAGGUGGGUGGAGGAGAGGAUAGGGGGAGAGAGACGACAGGAGAGGAGGCACCGAGGGACCAGACAGGGCAGCAGCCAGCGCAGCAGCAGGGACCAGCCGGACGCACAGGCCGUACAGGCACAUCCUCCCGCAUCCCAGACCUCACCUGCCGCGACGUUGGGCAGACUUUGAUGGUUCUUGUGGAUGUCUCCAUAGCGGAUCCACAGCGGGAGGGGAACGUGCAGCUGGGACGGGCGACCCCCACACAGAUUGGAGUGGCAGCAGCUAGGCGGGUGCAGGAGAAGCUGCGUCACUGGGGGCCGCACUUAGAGGGGUUGCAGCCGACACCACACUUUUACGCGUGCGUGGCUGAGACCUUUGGCCUACUGAGCGAGCCGUUGCGUCAGUUCCUGGGGCUCUGCGCGAAGAGGAUAGCACAGCGGAGGAGGGAUUGGGGAGGAGGGGAUGACGGAUCAGCACGGAUAUUUGAGACAGGACUCACUACACGUCUCUCCGUGGCACUGCAGCGCGCGCAGGCUCGAUGCAUCUUACAGCAUGCGGUGCGGCAGUUGGGGGGAUCCGACGACGGAUGGAUGCCCGCACCCGUCCCACUGGGUGCGGGGCAGGGUACCUGGAACCAUAUCACAGGUCACACCCCCUGCCCCCUCAUGCCAUCUGCUCCCCCUGCCCCUAACCUCCGCAUGCCCGCCCCCUCGCCGCCUCCUUUGACCCUCCCUGCCCCCCUCGCCGUUCCCCACCGCCCGCCAUUCGUUCCUCCCCGCCCAUGCCCUCCCCUCGUUUACCUUCUCCUCCCCCCUCCCCUCCUCCGCUGCACGCGUCUUCCUUCCCCUCGCCAACCUACUCCACUCCCUGCCCCUCCUCAAUCCGCACCCUGCCCCUCGUUUCUCGGCCCCCUGCGCUUGGUUUCUCCCCUCCCUGCCCCCCGCUGCCUUUCUUCGCUCCCCUCCUCCCCCCUCUCCCCGCUCCCCCACUCUCCCCCCCCUUGUCCUUGGCUUCCCACCUCCCUGCCCCAUGUUUCCCCCCUCUGUGUGCUCAGCCUCUCCCCUCCCUGCCUCUCCCUCCUCCCCGCCCUGCCCCUCAUUUUCCGCUCCCCCACGCCCGGUUUCUCCCCUCCCUGCACCUCCCUUUCUUUCUCCGUGCCUCUCCCUUGUUCCCUCCCUCCCUUGGUUUCAAGAUUCAAGUGA